This is a messenger RNA of Mangifera indica (mango), 378 nucleotides long. RefSeq names its product protein NDR1-like. The record is from RefSeq and is a predicted model, not a curated record. Lineage: Eukaryota; Viridiplantae; Streptophyta; Magnoliopsida; Sapindales; Anacardiaceae. Gene Ontology annotation, biological process: defense response to other organism. The transcript has a single exon. Bases 1 to 378 code for a protein of 125 amino acids.
AUGCUCAAAGGUAUUUACUACGAUCCUGUAAACGUCACCCUCGUCAACAAAUCAAAUACCACUACCUACAUUGGAAACUAUGUCAUUCCCAAUUUUUAUCAGGGGUUCAGGAAGACAGCUAAGAAAGAUGACAGUGUUGACGUUGAUAAGGAAGUGGCUAAACGCGCCGUUUUGGACAACGGGACGGCACUUUUCAGGGUGGAUUUGGCGACAGCCGUGAGAUUCAGGGGUAUUUUUGGGACGACAAAGAGGCAUCGGAUCAUGGCUGGGGCCGAUGUGGAGGUCAACGAUCGAGGUACAAGGGUCGACCAGAAGAACGUUAAGCUUUCUCAAGCAACUCGAGUUUGCGGUCUUGUGGUGCGGUGGGAGUUCUGUUGA